Messenger RNA from Melampsora larici-populina 98AG31, 690 nucleotides. RefSeq lists its product as uncharacterized. The coding region runs from base 1 to 690 and encodes 229 amino acids. The record is from RefSeq and is a predicted model, not a curated record. The transcript has 3 exons. NCBI's taxonomy places the organism in Eukaryota, Fungi, Basidiomycota, Pucciniomycetes, Pucciniales, Melampsoraceae.
AUGUCAAGCAUCGACGUAGCCGCCACGAACAUGUCGUGUUUAUGCCAACUUACUUUAGAUCAAGUUAUGUAUCGAGGUGUAAUUGGCCCAGGAACUUUUUACGAUCGAAUCAUGGAUCCAAAGCUCAAAAAUCAUUUAAUGAACACCGAUGCAAUUAAUGACUUUUGUGAAAAACAAGGCAGAUCCAUCAAAAUACUAGAGUAUACGCCAACCAGCGAUGAAGCAUCCUCAGAACGUUUAAUGCUAGCACUUAAACUUACACUAGAAGUAUUAUUUAUGGCCAUGUUGCCAAGUUACAUUCCCAGUAAUCUCCGAAUGACCGAAUUUCCGAAGCUGCGUGUUCUGAGAAGCGAAUAUGUCAAUCAUCUACUCGACUAUCCCAAAUGGGCUGAAUGGACUAUAUUUCAAAAUGUCGAAGUUUUCAUUACACCUUAUAGAAAGGACAAUACUCACUGGCGAAACGAAAUGAAGGAAAUCGCAAAACUUCCUAUGCCGGCCAAUUUGAUGCAUUUCGUUUUCAUCAUUGAAAAAGGAAUAGCAAUUAAGAAAGAGGAGUUAAUACGUGAAUUUGGAAAGCAGGGUAUUGAGUGUCAUUUCGCAACUAGAUUAAAUCAUCAUGACUUACUCAGAUUAGCCAAUGGACUCGAGCGCGACUCAAACGAAGAAGUGCAUAGCGAUGGCAUUUGUUAA